CCUGAGGAACGCAACCUCUAGUCUCCACGAUGUCAUCACCUUACCUUAGUCAGCGGGGCACGUGCCUAUCCAAAGAUAGUACACAACGCCUAGCCAUCGAUUUGCCCAACUAGUUCUUAAUAUAGAUAUAUCUCGCUUCAUCAUGGUUUAUUACAUCCGUUUUCUCAAAACCCCAAGAAUCCAGAAGCAGAAAGCAGGGUCUUUGUCUGUUUCCGCGCUUAUCUGCAUCACCACCGACUUAGGAGAUUCGUUUCUAGCACAGGAUGUGAAUUUAGUCGUAUCAUUGAGCCUCCAGGAUUCGGAAAAGGUUCUACAUCAGGAGCCAUUGAGUUGGAAAGCUGGCAAACGGGAACUUGCUAUAUUAAUGGGACCGUUUCAUCCACAGCUUUCCCAACAUGCCAUUGUUCUGAGUGUUGCUGCAGCUGAUCGUCGAAAGCAUCAUCCGCCUUCCCCAGACAAUCUACUAGGGAACCCCGGUGUUCCCCUAGUGAUUUCUGGAUGGAGCGCACCUUUUGGUGGGCCAGAGCCCUUGGUAGCUGAGAAACUCGUCGAAAGACGCUUUGGGCCGAAGGGUCAUCUAGACCUCAGGAUAUGGGAAGAAACCGGAAAUAGCAUUGCCCGUCAUAUCUGGGAUGCAGCCAUUGCAUCAGUGAUCUAUCUCCAGCAGAUAGCUGCAGGAGACUCAACAAUCACAGUACCACUACUUUCAAAACUACUACAACUAGAACGCAAUGCCCCUCUUCGUGUCAUCGAACUGGGAUCAGGGUGCGGUAUCGUCGGGAUAGCAUUGGCGCAAAUGCUUCCUGAAUGCUCCACCCUACUCACAGACCUGCCAGAGGUCGAAGAGAUAGUAACACAAAACAUAGCAGUUGCCAAACCGACACCGUCCUCCAACCUUGAGUAUCGAACCUUGGACUGGGACGAAGCGCUCCCAGAAGACCUUCGUAACGACUCUAUCGACUUGGUCCUUGUAUCAGACUGUACCUACAAUGCAGACAGUUUGCCUGCCCUAGUUUCGGUCCUGGACCGUCUCGUUCAGUCAUCACCGGAUGCUAUCAUUCUUGUGGCUCUGAAGAGACGACAUGACAGUGAGACCAUUUUCUUUGACUUGAUGCAGUCGUCAGGGCUCUCCAAUCUGCAUCAUGACAGCAUGCAAUUGCCCUCGCAACACGACCAGUUUGACCAGAUUGAAUUGUAUUGUUAUGGAAACAAGACAAGACACCCAAAACCCAUCGCGACAUAAAAGGCCUCCCAGUUCAUUAACAAUUCGCCUGACUCAAAAGGAUAUGGCAAACACUCUUUCGCAGUCGUACUUGCUGCUACGGGAUGACGGACAUUAUGGCUACUCGGCAGCUAACGGCACUCUUGUAACUGCAUAUGCCUACGCCGAUUUUGCGCACAUGCACUUGCACAUCGGCUUUCAGUGUUGGGCGCUUAGGUAAAGAUUUAUCAUAGCAAGAGACAUCACUUACGAAAGAUAUAAAAUACCCUCAGAAGUAUAUGGGC
Aspergillus pseudotamarii is the source of this 1506-nucleotide messenger RNA. Its product is annotated as protein N-lysine methyltransferase family protein. Bases 143 to 1243 code for a protein of 366 amino acids. The transcript has 3 exons. The record is from RefSeq and is a predicted model, not a curated record. Lineage: Eukaryota; Fungi; Ascomycota; Eurotiomycetes; Eurotiales; Aspergillaceae.